Molecule: messenger RNA, 4910 nt
Organism: Amphiprion ocellaris (clown anemonefish)
Lineage: Eukaryota; Metazoa; Chordata; Actinopteri; Pomacentridae
Gene: kdrl
Product: kinase insert domain receptor like
Exons: 30
Coding region: 490-4428 (1312 amino acids)
Biological process (GO): positive regulation of kinase activity; cell surface receptor protein tyrosine kinase signaling pathway; multicellular organism development
Cellular component (GO): signaling receptor complex
Molecular function (GO): ATP binding; transmembrane receptor protein tyrosine kinase activity
Source: RefSeq, a predicted model, not a curated record
GGCUCAGAGCAGCGAUAUUGUUCCAGGCGCGCACCAAAGGCAGGAACUGAAUGGUCCUACUUGUGUGAGAUUCACCACAUGCCAGCGUGUAACUGAAAUACCUCUUUCUCAACUUUUCUAUUAUUAUUAUUAUUUUUACCAUCCUUUAAGUUUAAUCCAGUUAACCUUUUUGGUUGCACCUGCCCGGAGGAUACAGCGGUCCAUCCGUCUCCUCAGUGCGGGAUCGGGAGUUGGACCGGCCAGCUGCGCAGGAGAGCUCCCCCGCGAAACGUGUCAUGGGAUACGGGAGAACUACUGCACUUUCUACCUUGCACACCUGAAGUUUUUGUGGAUUUAUAAAAGCACACUUUCAAAAAGACAAAUACGACUUUUAGAUUUGCUUGCUUUCAGAAGAGAAGUUUUGUCACCGCUCCGGAAUUUAAAUCUUCCUCCAGGGACUCUUACUUCAGUCUGAGGACACGGGUUUUGGAUUUUGGUGAAGCUGACAGGAUGGCUUCAUCCGACUGCUUCAUACUGGUCGCUGUCAUCCUGUGUUGUUCAUCACUCACAAAUGCAGGACACUCAGAGAGAGAGCACUCGCCUAAGAUUCAGCCUUCUGAGAAUCCACUCAUUUAUCAAAAGGAGGAUAUCUUAACCCUCACAUGCAGAGGACACGGCGUCCUGCACUGGACACUUGCAGAUGGCCAAAGAUCAAUCCCAUCGGAGAGGGUGAAGGUGGAGCAUUGUAAUUCCAGACAUCACUCUCACUUACAAUGCAGCAAACUCACAGUUACACACCUGAGUGCCAAUGACACAGGGAGCUACAGCUGUAAAUACUCCAAAGCUGGUUCAGACCACAUCACCUCAACCUACGUCUACGUCACAGAUCCCGAGCAACCAUUUGUGGAGCCCCAUGAUCCAAUACCUUACUUUCUGGGCAUCUACAGGCACGAAACCAGCCUUGUGGUUCCCUGUCGGACAUCCUCUCCUAAUGCUACUGUGUUGCUGAUAGGGGCCCCAGAACUAUCUGAGGAGAUCAUUAAUGGAAAGGUUUGGGAUCCAAAGGUGGGGUUCAAGAUUCCUUAUGGUCCCUACACAGCGUACUCAAUGCUAACAUGCACAACUGUGGUCAACGGUCGGGAGUUUCAGUCAGUGUACAUCCCUCAGAGACAGACUCUUGUCCUUAACAAUGUGAAGAUCACCCCAGAGCGAGUUAGAGUGUUGGUUGGAGACACCUUAAAACUCAACUGUAGUGGGGAAACCACCUAUAAUGGGAGAAUCAACUUCACCUGGGAUUUUCCAAAGAGGAGAGAAAAUCGACAUUAUACAGAAAAGCCCAAACUCAAACCUGAACACGUUCUUGUAAUGAGCAAGACUUUGGUGUUGCCAAACAUUACAAUGGAGGAUAGAGGAGUGUAUCGCUGCAAAGCUGAGCUAGAGCCCACAAAGCACAAGAAUGCUUCAGCAAAAGUCAUUGUCUUUGAGCAUCCGUUCCUCAACGUCUCCUACAGGUACGAGCGACAGAGCACAAUCGUUGUCAAUGAAGGGAGAAGGAAGCUUGUGUUUGAGCCGAAAGUCAACGCUUUGCCAGUACCUGACCUGAUAGCGUGGUAUAAGGAUGGCGUCCUGAUACAGAAGAAUUCCACUUGCUACAAGAUGUCUAGUUUCAGCUUGGCCAUCACUGAUGUGCAGCCGAAGCACGCUGGCAUCUUCACCAUAAGCCUGGGCAACAGACUGAAGGGCCUGUACAGGAAUCUGAGCUACACUUUGGUAGUCGACGUGAAACCAACUAUUUCGGAGGCGGAGCUUGCCACUGUGGACAUGCAACCCUACAUGUCUGGCAAACAGCAGCAGCUAACCUGCACUGCUUAUGGGUUGCCCCUGCCAACCAUCACUUGGCUCUGGCAACCGUGUAACUCGGACCCUACGCUUACAAAUUGUUUAGCUUACACCGCACCAGUCCAGGUCAACACUGAUGACAGGAGUAAUAAUGCCCAAAACUGGAUCAAGAGCAUCAUUGUCAAGCCUGAACUGGUUAAAGGAAAAAACAAGACUGCAAGUACAUUGGUGAUUGGAGAGGCUCGUGUGUCGGGAAAGUACUCCUGUGUGGCCCAGAAUGAGGAUGGUACAAGCACAAUGACAAUGCCUUUUUACGUUGAUGAUCACCCUGAGGAAAUUACCAUUGAACCUCACACAGCCAUUGAGGGGGAUGACAUCACUCUGACCUGUCGGGCAACCCGUUACCUCUACACGGACCUGCAGUGGUUGGAUUCCACGAAUCAAACGGUCACGUCCAACGUGUCUAGUCUCCAGCUCAGCCGUUACUCCGUUUCACUUUCUCUCCAUCUGUACAAUGUGUCCCAAAACAGCGCUGCAGGGUACAAAUGCCAAGCAUACAAACUCCACAAGAAGACUGAAAUCAAGACUGCUGCACUUAUUGUGGACGCAAGAAAACGGCCAUGGCUGAGCCAAAAUCUGACUAAUCAGGAUGUGAACAGCAGCAGCACCCUGGUGCUGGCUUGCUACGCUUCGGGAGUUCCUCAGCCCUACAUCAUAUGGUACAAAAAUGGCGCUCGUGUGGAAGAAAGUCCAGGUAUCACACUCGGAGAAGAAGGGGCUCUGACCAUCGAAAGGGUGAAGAAAGAUGAUGAGGGUCUGUACGAGUGUGUCGCCAGCAAUGUUGAGGGUGUCGCAAAAACAAGUGCUGUUGUUACUGUGCUCGGAGAUGAAGGGAAGCCAAACGUUGAGGUCAUAAUUCUGGUGUGUACGGGAGCUGCAGCCACGUUCCUCUGGCUUAUGCUUAUCCUCUUCAUUCGCAAGCUGAGGAAGCAACCUGCACACUACAAGAUGGGUCCAUCCAUCAUCAUUGAUCCUGACGAGUAUCCUCUGGACGAGCAGAACGACCUUCUUCAAUAUGACAGCAGCAAAUGGGAGUUUCCCCGAGACCGCCUGCGACUAGGGAAAACUCUCGGCCAUGGAGCUUUUGGGAAAGUCGUUGAGGCUUCUGCCUUUGGAAUCGACAAGCUUUCAACCUGCAAAACUGUUGCAGUGAAAAUGCUGAAAGGAGGUGCUACAUCAAAUGAGCGGAAAGCCCUGAUGUCAGAGUUAAAGAUCCUGAUUCACAUCGGUCAUCACCUGAACGUGGUCAACCUGCUGGGCGCCUGCACCAAACCUGGAGGACCCUUGAUGAUGAUUGUGGAGUUCUGCAAAUACGGCAACUUGUCCAACUAUCUGAGAGGCAAGAGAGAUGACUUCAUUGUGUACAAGAGCCAGGAUGGGAAGGUGGUGUCUUCGGGAUCGGGCUGCCAGCUGAGCGAGCUGAUGAAGCGCCGCCUGGAGAGCGUAGCCAGCACCGGAAGCUCCGCCAGCUCUGGCUUCAUCGAAGAUAAGAGCUACUGCGACUCAGAGGAAGAGGAAGAAGAAUCUGAGGACUUAUAUAAGAGAGUCCUGACACUGGAAGAUUUAAUUUGCUACAGUUUCCAAGUCGCAAAAGGCAUGGAGUUCUUGGCAUCACGCAAGUGCAUUCAUCGUGAUUUGGCUGCACGAAACAUCCUCCUCUCUGAGAAUAAUGUCGUAAAGAUUUGUGAUUUUGGACUCGCUCGAGACAUCUACAAAGACCCGGAUUAUGUGCGCAAAGGAGAUGCUAGACUGCCACUCAAGUGGAUGGCACCCGAGGCCAUUUUUGACAAGAUCUACACGACUCAGAGCGACGUUUGGUCCUUUGGUGUUCUCAUGUGGGAGAUCUUCUCUCUGGGUGCCUCCCCGUACCCUGGUGUCCAGAUUGAUGAAGAAUUUUGCUGCCGACUGAAAGAGGGAACCAGGAUGAGAGCACCAGAAUAUUCUUCCUCUGAAAUAUAUCAGACGAUGCUGGACUGCUGGCAGGGUGAGCCUCAGGAGCGACCAACCUUCACUGAGCUGGUAGAAAGACUGGGAGACCUGCUUCAGGCCAGCGUGCAACAGGAGGGUAAGCACUACAUACCCAUCAACACAGCCUUGCUGGCGAAGGUGGGAGACCAGACCACCACAGUGAUAUCAGAGGAGACGCCGACACGACCUGUUUCCCACCGCGACUCAGGGAGCACCUGGAACAUCAAGAUCCGUCCUGCUAGCGUAAAAACCUUUGACGAGGUUACCAUGGAGAACGGGACCGAUGAGAACCACGAGGGUCAGUCGGACAGCGGGAUGGGGCUUUCUUCUGACAACAUGAAGACACUGAUGCGCUUCGAAUCGCUGGCAGGCCGACCUCUGAGCAUCAUGGCUCUGGCGAUGAAGGCGGUGAGUAAGAGUAAAGAGUCUGUGCUGAGUGACGCAGAGAAGGAGAAGUAUCCAUCCACGGUUCCUCCUUUAGACUUAAGUCUGGACGACUCGGCUCUGGAUGCCAGCCUGGAGUGUCACAGCCCGCCGCCCGACUACAACUACGUGGUUCGCUACUCCACCCCUCCUGUCUAACCUCCUGUUUCACCCCUGGAGACCGUGAGACUGACAGCCUCAAGGCCUUUGCUUUGUUCUCCUCUGUUUUGACUCUUAUCUGCGGACCGUUCUGUGGCAACGUUUGAGGGGGAAACACGAGAUUCCCUCUUCAAGUGUUUAGAAAAGACGCUCAUGGAUUAGCCUGACUGUAACCUCUGCAUCUUCCAACUUCUGGAGCGUCUGCUGUGCAACAAAAGGAAACCUGCUGAGCGUUGAUUCCUUUCCAGUUUUCAGACGUAGGCCCACGUCAAUGCUGCUGGUCCGUUCCACAUCCACUGUGAUAUGUCAAACAGCUGAAAACAGGCUCAGGUAUUUCUUUGAUCUACUGUGAAACAAACCGCAAUGAUUCCAACUGUACCACAGAGCUGGACAAACGUUUGAUGAUGAUAAAGAGAAACAUCCCGGAGAGGCUGUUUAAAUAUAUUUCAAUUUUAUUGAAAAAGUGAAAACUGGAAAGUAAA